AUGACCGCUCAGGCUACUAUCUCGAACAUGGGCCGUGUUGGCCUUCAUGCGGCCAACCCUAUUUUGCGACACCCCUACUUUCAACCCCGCGCAUCGACUCCGUCGUCUUUCAUGCGUUCGUUCUCAACUUCUUCUGGUAUUCUGUCUUCUCGUGGUAUCUCACCUCUCGGUCCAUUUUCUGUCCAGCGCAGAGCCUUCGGCAGCUCCAAUGGCAUCUCCCGCAACCAGCUCGCAACGUUGGAGGAAUCCGCCAACCGAAACCCUGGUAAUGCGAACGCGCAGAAUGCUUUUUACCAGCUUCUCCUCCGAGCCAACAUGCCUGCUAUUCUUGUGGAACGAUAUCAAUCUGGACGCUUCGCCACCAGCCCUGCUACCAAUGACGCCUACCAGCGAGCCCUCGCUAUGCUUGGUGCUAGUGCUACUCAAGCUGCGAAUGCGCCUGGAGCUACGAACGGAAAUUUUGGACGCACUCAAUGGCCCACUUAUGAGCAAGGCAUCGCUAACGCUGCUGUGACUGGAGCUGCAAAUGCUGGCAAUCCCAUGGGUCACAAGGGAGAACCCAUCCAUGUCAUCGUUCAGGAGUCAACCCGGUCUACUAUCUUCCGUUGGGUCAAGUUUUUGGCAAUCUUCAUCGUCACCACCUAUCUGUGUUUUGCACUUGUUACUAUUGCUAUUGAGGCGUUCAGCACUUUCCGUCGUGGAGGUCCGAGCAGCAAACAGGAUUCUGAGGUCAAGGCUGAGAAGCAAAACACCCGGUUCCAAGAUGUCCACGGUUGCGAUGAAGCCAAGGAAGAACUCCAGGAAGUCGUCGAAUUUUUGAAGAACCCUGAGAAGUUUAGCGACCUCGGUGCCAAGCUUCCCAAGGGUGUCCUCCUGGUUGGUCCUCCCGGUACCGGUAAGACGCUUCUUGCUCGAGCCGUUGCCGGUGAAGCCGGUGUUCCUUUCUUCUACAUGUCUGGUAGUGAGUUUGACGAGAUCUUUGUUGGCGUUGGUGCCAAGCGAGUCCGUGAGCUCUUCACUGCCGCCAAGAACAAGUCCCCUGCCAUUGUCUUUAUCGACGAGCUUGAUGCUAUUGGAGGCAAGCGCAACCCUAGAGACCAAGCACACGCCAAACAGACACUGAACCAGCUGCUUACCGAAUUGGACGGAUUUGAUCAAGAUAGCAAGAUCAUUAUCAUCGGAGCCACCAACUUGCCCAAGAUGUUGGACAAGGCCCUCACUCGUCCAGGACGCUUCGAUCGACAUGUCAAUGUUGACUUGCCCGAUGUUAGAGGCCGAAUCGCCAUUCUCAAGCACCACGCCAAGAAGAUCAAAGUUUCCCCCGAUGUCGACCUCGAGGCUAUUGCUGCUCGAUGCCCCGGUCAAUCAGGUGCCGAGCUGGAGAACAUGCUCAACGUUGCUGCUCUUCGAGCCAGUCGAGCCAAGGCCAGCUUUGUUUCAAAGCAGGAUAUGGAGUGGGCAUACGACCGAGUCACAAUGGGUUCUGAACGCAAGUCAAUGGUAAUCACCGAGAAAGAGAAGGAAAUGACGGCUUAUCAUGAGGCCGGCCACGCGCUUGUCCAGCUUUUCGACAAGGAGAGCUCAAACACUCUUUACAAGGUCACAAUUCUUCCCAAGGGACCCUCAUUGGGCCACACUGCCCAGCUUCCCCAAAUGGACAAGUAUUCCUACACAGCUGCAGAAUAUAUGUCAAACAUUCGUGUGGCACUUGGAGGCAAGAUGGCUGAGGAACUUCGAUACGGCGGCGACAAAGUAACCUCGGGUGUUUCAUCGGAUCUCGAGAGGGCCACUGACCUGGGCUUCAUGAUGGUGACCCUUUUCGGCAUGUCCGCCACACUAGGACCCGUUGAAUACGGCCGAAGAUACGAUAAUCUCAGCUCUGAAACAAAGGCCGCAAUCGAAGGCGAAGUCCGAAAAACCAUAGGAAAGUCGUAUGAGGAUGUGCGAAAACUAUUGACUGAAAAGCGAAGUGAGUUGGACUUACUAGCCAAGGCUCUUGUGCAGUACGAGACCCUGGACAAGUCCGAGGUGGAGAAGGUGAUUCGAGGCGAGAGUCUUCCUGGACGUAUCACUGCACCCAAGGGGCCUAUGAGACUGCCUAUUCCUCAACAAGCUCCAACACCACCAGGUCUCGGUGGUGUUCAUCAGCCUCAACCCCCAGAGACACCUGCGCCGCCAGCAGCGGCGGCAGACACAUCUAGAACUGACGGUUGA
This is a messenger RNA of Fusarium graminearum PH-1, 2214 nucleotides long. RefSeq names its product cell division protease ftsH. The record is from RefSeq and is a predicted model, not a curated record. Gene Ontology annotation, biological process: mitochondrion organization; protein quality control for misfolded or incompletely synthesized proteins. Gene Ontology annotation, cellular component: mitochondrial inner membrane. The transcript is spliced from 2 exons. Bases 1 to 2214 code for a protein of 737 amino acids. Gene Ontology annotation, molecular function: metalloendopeptidase activity; ATP binding; ATP hydrolysis activity. NCBI's taxonomy places the organism in Eukaryota, Fungi, Ascomycota, Sordariomycetes, Hypocreales, Nectriaceae.